Messenger RNA from Daucus carota subsp. sativus, 858 nucleotides. Its product is annotated as protein MAIN-LIKE 1-like. The transcript has 2 exons. Gene Ontology annotation, biological process: meristem maintenance; meristem development. The record is from RefSeq and is a predicted model, not a curated record. NCBI's taxonomy places the organism in Eukaryota, Viridiplantae, Streptophyta, Magnoliopsida, Apiales, Apiaceae. Bases 1 to 858 code for a protein of 285 amino acids.
AUGAGUGACACCACGCUCAGGUUGCAGUCGAUGCUGCUAAAGGACCUCAGGAUGUGCACAAUGAGGCGAUGGAUGGCCAGGCGGCAGAAAAUGGUGUUCCAGAUUUUUAUGGAGAAAUCUAAGGAUUCAGCUUGCGGCCCUAUAGAUCGAUCACUGUUGUUCAUGCAGGAGGAUCAUAUUAGCACCUCCAUCUGGGAGGGCGAUGAUAGGCUCAGGUUUGAUGUCAGACAGUAUACCACAUGUAUGGAUAAGUGGGUUUUGGAUGAUGAGCAGAGGCAUCUUCUUGAUUCUUGGGGUUUUGGGGUAUUUGCUCACCCUCAGGUUGUUCGACAGAACGACAUUGCCCUGAUAAGAGCCCUUGUUGAGAGAUGGAGGCCGGAGACAAACACCUUUCACUUCCCAUUCGGUGAGAUGACCAUCACACUAGAGGAUGUCUACAUGCUUAUGGGUCUGCCGAUCAGCGGUCGUGCUCUUACUUUCACAGAUCUUGCUACUCCACAGCAGUAUUGGCUUACUCAGUGGGAGGAUUUGAGGUUGGAGAAGGGGCCUGUCCGAAAGAAGAAGUCUGACAAGAAGAAGAAGAAGAAGAAGUCUAAAGGGAAGGGGAAGUCUGAACGGGAGAAGAUGUGGUCAGAAAACGCGAGUGCAGUUAGUUUGUAUUCAUUGCGGGAAACAUAUAAGAAGAAGCCAAAGUCAAAGCGUCCUGAAUAUUUAGAGCAGGAUACCAGGGUGUAUACCCGAGCCUAUGUGUUCUGGAUCAUAGGGGCUAUUCUUUUUCCUACAUCAUCCAGAGCUACUGUCCAUCCCCGAUACAUACAGUUGCUGCAGAAGACGGAUGAAAUCAUUGAUUAUGCCUAG